Messenger RNA from Bolinopsis microptera, 1773 nucleotides. RefSeq names its product monoacylglycerol lipase-like. The transcript is spliced from 7 exons. Bases 36 to 848 code for a protein of 270 amino acids. Gene Ontology annotation, cellular component: membrane. NCBI's taxonomy places the organism in Eukaryota, Metazoa, Ctenophora, Tentaculata, Lobata, Bolinopsidae. The record is from RefSeq and is a predicted model, not a curated record. Gene Ontology annotation, molecular function: lipase activity.
UCGGUGAUGCAUGAUAUACGUGGUGGCAAGAUAAAAUGAGAAAUAUCGUGGUUCUGAUUCAUGGUUAUGGAGAGCACGUUUUUAGAACUCAGUACCAAAAACUUACACAGUACCUGACGGAUCUAGGAUGGGAGGUACGGAGACAUGUGAUCCAGGACCAUUGGUCAGGUGACCCGGGGGACAACUCACAUUCCUACUACUUCGAUAAUUUCAGUACCCUGAUCCGGGAUCUUGGAAAUCAGGUGAUGGACAUCAAGGAGGAGUUUGGAGAGGAAGAUAUCAGAGUGAUUAUUGUUGGAAAGUCUCUAGGAGGUCUAAUAACUAUCAGGUUGCUAGAAGAGUUACCCCAGGAACUGGAGGGGGUAGUGUCAGGAGCAGUGGUAAUAGCACCUUGUCUAGCUCUGGGAGCCAAGUAUGACACUCCAGUAAAGAGGGCUCUUGCUUAUCUUAUGAUUGACUAUCUAGGGUUUACGUGGUUCUACAGUCCCUUUGAUGCGCUCAUCCCUUCUGACGUCACCAAACAGACUGAACAGUUCGUGUCGGACCCACACAUUCUGUCACGUGGUGCCUGGGCUGCAGUCGCUGUGACAACACGGAAUGAAACCUUCCUUGCUCACGAGAGGAGAGAUUGUUUGAGGAAAAAGCUCCUGAUCUUGCACGGAACAGAUGAUAAAGUUUGUGAAUGCAGCUCUUCGAUAGACUUCACCGAACAUACUUCAGAGUUUACAGAAAUAGAGACGUACCCGGGUACCGCACACGAUCUCCUGGACGAGGGCCAGCCGGUUUUAGGUCAAAUGUACGAUAGGAUAGCACUAUUUCUACAGACAUUCAAUCCUAAUGAGAUGUAAAGAAAGUUCAACAACAUUGAUUAUAAAAACACAUUUUACUUAAUAAGAUAUCUUGCCUUAACAAUUGUUGUUAAGAAUUGAAUUUCUGUGGACAGAUUACAUAGCUAGAACUGUACUUUUAAACAUAUUAUACUAAUACUUAUCAUGAGGCAUUUUUAACAGUUAAUUCAGUUCCGUGUACUAUUAUAAUAAUGUUUGUUUAGCAUAUUAAAGCGACUAUUGUUAAGAGUUGAUGCAUCAGAUAUUCAGAUUACUACUAUUAUGCGUGCGACGUUUUUAACAUUUGAUUGCUUCAAUAUAUGUGUGAAAUGAUUUUAUUGUAUAAAAUUAGAGUGAAUUAGCAUGAACUUUUUAAAGAGAUAAUAUAUCUAUUACAGUUCAGAUAUUUAACUAAAAUCAUAGUUGCGGUUCACAAAUAUUAUAUGUGUAUUAUUCAAAACCGCAUUACUGACAACUAAAGUGGUCGAGAAGGCCUCACAUGACAUUUCUAUUAAGAAACAUAAAAUCUAUAAAAUUAGCAGCUAGAAUUGUAAAACUUACAGUGGAUGGUACAGGUUCAGUUUCAUCAGGAAUAGGCUGUGAUUCUUUAUACUGCUCCAAGCCAGAGAGGAAUAGAGCUUCAAUCUCUUCAGUGUUCUCACUUUCUGGCAAUACCUGAUAAAUUUAGUUAAAGAACGUGUGUCGAGUAUCAAGUUGUCAAUCGAUUCAAUUUUAGAAAACAUUUAUAAUACAGCGAUAUAUAGAUAAUCUGUUAUACAUAAAUAAAUAAAUUCCAACAUUUAUUACACGCUUCAGCAUUAAAAUAUGCCCCACGAAGAUGUACAUUUAAGUCAUUCAAGCGAGACUUAAAAUGGUAAUUAUAUAAAGAUUGAAGAUUAUGUACUUAUUAUUAUAUUAUUAUGGAUAUGAUAAAUAUAAUUACCAA